CGAACGGACAUGACACCAGCAUUUUGAUUUUGAAGCUGGUCUUCUUUUUCGUCUUCUUCUUAUUUUUAUCGGCUUGCCUUCAGAACGCGAGCGCAAAUGUCAAAACAAAAUUUGUCAGUUUGCUCCACUUGACAGUUUGCUUUCAGAGUUUGAUUCAGAAUCGUCGAUUUGCGUGUUGCGUGUGUCAUGUCCGUUCGUCCGUGGUCGUAGAAAAUUCAAAUAAAAUGGGACGGAAGUGCGAGGUUUCGCGUGAUCCAACAAGCGAAACGGAAUGGAGCUAGGUGCAUUUUGCGGAAGAAGAUUUCCGGAUUCGGGGUCGACCAGGCAGAGGGCUUCGAUUCGGGACCGUUCCGCAAAUUGUUGGCUGUUCAUUUCUUCCCUCCCAUGUGGCUCAGGCUGGAACAAGCCGUUUUGUGGGAGAGGAUUUACGGCAUCAUGGACCGGGCCAAGGUCUUGGAACCGUACCGCGCAUGAGGAGUGGCUGGAAUCCGAGGACGAGAUGAACGAAGACCCCACCAGCCAAGUUGCCCUUGGACAUGCGAGCGAGUUAAACGAUGACCUUGGUGGCCCAUGUGACCAGGAGGACAAAGAAAAGUGGACCGGCAACUCUAACAGUACGAUCACUCCACAUGGCGAGGACGUGUUUAACGGCAACCCGCUUGGUUCAGCAGAACUGUCUGUUUUCGUCCACGUUUGGUUGAAUUCCGAGGAGCAGUUGGAACCUGGCAGCUCGUACAUAAUCAUGAAUAGAAAAUAUAGCUGAAUAUGAUCAACCCCCUACGCCUAUUUCAAUCAACGGACGGAGCCAAAACUGAUACGUUCGCCCGGAAGUCAUUGGUGCAUUAAAAAGUGAACCCUCGAUCGUGCUAGAAUGGAUGGGACAAGCGAUUAUCCAGAGUACUGGUACGCAGUGCGAUCAUCAUACUUGUUGAGCUAAUAAAAAAAGUGGGAAAAUCUAAACUUCAUUGCGUUUUAUUUCAACAAACCAAACCUUAUUAACUUAUCUCUCUCACCGACAGACUACCUCACCUACAAACGCCGACGGAACAAACGUUUGGUAACCUUUCACAGCCUGACCUCCCCCCCUUUAUUUUGGCAGUCAAUUCUUUAAUCCAUGCUCCACUCUCCACUGUAAAUCCACCUCUGCGAGACAAUCUAGACUCGUUUCAGAACUCGUUAAAAAACAUGAUGCUGCAUCGUGAGCAAAAUGACAAAAAACUCAAAUAUCCAGGAAAAUUGUUAAACAAAAUAAACUAACUUACUAAAUUUAACAUAAAGUUUGCACAUCCUGCUUGUUUUGUUUACUUUUAUAUUUAUGAUUCGCUCCAGAUAGUAUUGUUGAUAUCAAUCAAAAAUGUAGAACUAACGUUAGCGCAACAUGAACUGCGCGCAAUGUAAAGCUAUUGGUAGCGGAUAAUGAUAAUGACAUUUUUCAAUCACCGCAGCAUGACAACAUUUUGACGGAAAGUGGAAUAACAUCAAAAUAAAUAUAGUUCGCCAAUGUGAGCACAGACGGCGCUAGUGUUUCAUCGCGGUUUUAACGUAUUUUUAUAUGGCUGAAAUUUGAAUUUUGCCUCAGAAAAAUGAGUCAAAUUUGUUCGUGGUGUCAUGUCCGUUCG
Molecule: messenger RNA, 1619 nt
Organism: Culex pipiens pallens (northern house mosquito)
Lineage: Eukaryota; Metazoa; Arthropoda; Insecta; Diptera; Culicidae
Exons: 2
Coding region: 272-763 (163 amino acids)
Source: RefSeq, a predicted model, not a curated record